GGCUCCACUUUCCCGGUGGAUCUGAAUGCGGAGAGGGGGAGGCGGCGGCGGCAGGAGGAGGAGGAGGAGGGCGCAGAGAGGAAGGGAGCGCGAGGGACUGGCUGCUGCCGCUUCUCCUCCUCCUCGCCUACCGCGCACAGAGCCGGGCAGACAAAGGGGGGCGCGAGAGGGAGAGCGAGGGAGCUCCGCAGCCUCAAGGUCACUCGCUCCCCUCCCUGGCACAGCAGAGGGAAAAGAGGCGCGCGCGGGAGCGAAGCUGCCCUCCUCCUCUUACGCCGCCGAGCCCCUCAUUCCCAAUGCUGCCCUCCUCUCCUCCUCCCCACACCUCGCGCCCCUCGCCUUGCCAGCCCUCUCGGCUUCCCGCCCCUUUCCCCACCCUGCCCGUUCCCGCUCGCUGCGUGCGCGCCCGGCGGGCUGCGUGAGGUUUGCCGGGAGCCCUUCAGGCGCGAAGCCACCACCGGCUCCUCAGCCCGCCGUCGCCGGCACUUGGGCGGCAGCGGCAGCCCGCCGUGGAGGGUCCCCUCGCGGCGCUGCUCGGCUCUUUCCUCGCCCCGCCCGACAACCCCCUUUCCUCAGCCGGGGUGCUCCGGGCUUUUGGGGGACACCAUGCCGGGGGAGCCGACGGAUCCCGGGUCCCCACCGCCGCCCGGCCACCGCCAGCCCCGGCGCGACUGCGCGGGGGGCGCUCGUCGGCGCUCGGUGGCGGGAUAAUGUGCCGUCUUCGCCGCCGCGCCUGCUGGUCGCCCACCCGAGAGGCCCCGAGUCGCCGCCAUGUCCCCCCCAGCCUCGGCGGCCGCGGCCAGCAGCAGCGAGAGAGGCAGCAGCGCCUCGGUGCCUCUGGAGGAGGCGGAGGGGGCCCGAGAGGAGCAACGGCCUGUGAAGCAGUCGCUCAGCAAGUCGCUCUGUAGGGAGUCACACUGGAAGUGCCUGGUGCUCUCUCUCCUCAUGUACGGCUGCAUGGGAGCCAUGACCUGGUGCCAUGUGACGAAGGUGACCCGGCUGACCUUUGACAGCGCCUACAAAGGAAAGUCCAUGAUGUACCAUGACAGCCCCUGCUCCAAUGGCUACGUCUACAUCCCCUUAGCCUUCCUGGUGAUGCUCUACGUGGUCUACCUGGUGGAAUGCUGGCACUGCUACACCCGCAAUGAGCUCCAGUACAAGGUGGACGUGGAGAGUGUUCACGAGCGUGUCCAGAGGAUGCAGCAGGCCACACCCUGCAUCUGGUGGAAAGCCAUCAGCUACCACUACGUCAGGAGGACUCGCCAAGUCACCCGCUACCGCAACGGGGACGCAUAUACCACCACCCAAGUGUACCACGAAAGGGUCAACACCCACGUGGCAGAAGCAGAGUUUGACUACUCCAAUUGCGGGGUGAAGGACAUCUCAAAGGACCUGAUUGAUCUGGAGAACUUCCCAGCCACCCGGCUCCGCUUCACCAAGUGCUUCAGCUUUGCCAACGUGGAAUCUGAGAACUCCUAUCUGACCCAGAGGGCCCGCUUCUUCACAGAGAACGAGGGACUGGAUGACUAUAUGGAGGCAAGGGAAGGCAUGCAUCUUAAGAAUGUGGACUUCAAAGAGUACAUGGUGGCCUUCUCAGACCCAGACAACCUACCUUGGUACGUCUCCCACUAUGUCUUCUGGGUUGCUGCUCUCUUGACUUUGUCUUGGCCCUUGCGGGUCUUAAAUGAGUUCCGCACUUCCUACGUCCACUACCAUGUAGAGAAACUCUUUGGGUUUGAUUAUGUGGCAGUAACACCGGCUGAAGAGCGCCCUUUCUGCCGGAGGAUGCCCCGGGUCAACACGGUGGACAGCACUGAGCUGGAGUGGCAUAUCCGGUCCAACCAGCAGCUGGUGCCCAGCUACUCUGAGGCUGUCCUCAUGGACUUGGUGGGACUGUCUAGCUGCACUACCUACUCCUCCUGCCGCUAUGGGAGCUACAGACAGAACUGUGAGCAGUGCCACAGGACUAUAAGCAGUUCUUCCAUCUUCUCCCGCAGCGCCCUCAGCAUCUGCAACGGCAGCCCCAGAAUCCCCUUCAGCAGCAGCCGCUUCUCACUGAGCCGCCUCUAUGGCUCACGGCGCAGCUGCCUUUGGCAGAGCCGGAGCGGGAGCCUGAACGAGCAGAGCUGCCCAACUGAACAGACCCGCCUGUCCAGCCAAGUCACUGUGGAGGAGGAAGACCCUCCUCCUUACCAGGAUGCCCUCUACUUCCCCAUCCUCAUCGUGCACCGAAACGAGGGCUGCCUCAACCAUGACCACCGCCAUCUCCAUCGGAAUGGAUCCUGCGUGGAGACCUCGCUGUGAGGGUGUGAAAAGUAGCUACAGGAGAAGUGC
Messenger RNA from Lacerta agilis (Sand lizard), 2334 nucleotides. It is a transcript of the gene TMEM151B, whose product is annotated as transmembrane protein 151B. The record is from RefSeq and is a predicted model, not a curated record. The coding region runs from base 772 to 2304 and encodes 510 amino acids. Lineage: Eukaryota; Metazoa; Chordata; Lepidosauria; Squamata; Lacertidae. The transcript is spliced from 2 exons.